Molecule: messenger RNA, 1527 nt
Organism: Peniophora sp. CBMAI 1063
Lineage: Eukaryota; Fungi; Basidiomycota; Agaricomycetes; Russulales; Peniophoraceae
Source: the annotation of a GenBank genome assembly
AUGCCCCCGCACGACUACACCUUCAUAGGCUCCGGCCCGAACCCGCACCACCAAACGCUUUUGCGGCGGAUAUUAUCGCUCUCCGUCUUGGGCUUCUUCCUCGUCUUCCUUCUCGCGCGCGGGAUCGGAUGGGUGGCCGAUGGUGGGCAGUUGAAUGCGCUGGAGCUUGAGGCGUAUGCGAGUGGGAGGAAGGAGAUGCCGGAUUUUGGACAGUAUGUGCAUAGUCGGACGUUGAGGUUCGAUGAGGCCUCUUCAGCACAAGGUACCAAGCGCCGCACGAUAUUUGUGGGAGACAUUCACGGCCAAUCGUACUCCCUCCUCUCCCUCCUCAAUACCACAUCCUACAACCCAUCGUCCGACACGCUCAUCCACGUCGGCGACCUCAUAGCCAAAGGCACCCGCGUCGGCUCAUCCCAAGUCCUCGAUUACGUCGUCGAACACAAUACAGUCGGCGUACGGGGGAACCACGAUCAGAAAGUCAUCGAGUGGCGCGGAUGGCAGGAGUGGAUCGUUGGGUUUCAGGAUGGGAAGGAGUGGAUAGAGAGAGAGGAGGGGAGGUGGAGGAGGAAACAUGGAGAGUUUGUGGGCGAGGAGGAUGAAGUCAAGGCGUUGAGGAAAGGGAUCGAAGCUGCGGAGAUUGAGCUUCUGGACGACGACGUCUCUGCAGCGAGCAAGAAGGAGCAGCGCAAGCAGGACAAGAAAUUUCGCGCUCUUAUUCCUUCGGACUGGAAGAUAUUCUCGGAGCACUACUUCCUCGCGCGCGACCUCACACCAGCACACUACGACUACCUCCGCUCGUUACCCCUCAUCCUGCACAUCCCCUCCGAACAUGCGUUCGUCGUGCACGCCGGUAUGCUGCCUUACGACAUCACGAAGAAGAUCGACGGGAAUAGGCAGCCGCUUGCACGGUUGCCGCGAGUGCGUGGGGGAGAUGUUGGGGAGAUGAGGGAGAAGCAAGAGGUCGGCGUGCUGGAGAGGGUACCGCAGAAUGGCGAGCCGUGGGCGUUGUUGAACAUGCGGAAUGUUCUGCAUGAUCACAGUAUCAUCAGCAAUACGAAACACGGCCGCGCCUGGUACUCCGCCUGGAACCAACUCAUGCCCAAAUGCGCCGGCUACAACGUCUCAUCCUCCUCCUCAUCUGAACAUUCAGUCCACAACACGAAAUGGCUCCCUUGCGAACCGAUGAGCGUCAUAUACGGCCAUACCGCCUCACGGGGACUCGAUAUACAUAGAUGGACCUUAGGACUGGACUCGGGAUGUGUGUAUGGGAGGAGGUUGAGCGCUUUGGUGCUUGAUCGUGAUGAAGAUAGGAGAAGAGUCCGGAGAGAGGACGAUACGGAGGAGGAGAGGGAAGACGAUCUUGAUGAGUGGGAUGAGGAGGAGGAUGAUGGUGAUGUCGAGGACGUGAAAGAGAACGGACAUGGGAAGGUCAGGUUUGGGGAUGAUGGCUACGGGAGGAUCGUCAGUGUUUCGUGCCAUAAGCAUCGGCAGAAGGGCGCGGGGAAGGACGAGGAUAGGCGCCGGUAG